Messenger RNA from Cuscuta europaea, 975 nucleotides. The record is from the annotation of a GenBank genome assembly. Lineage: Eukaryota; Viridiplantae; Streptophyta; Magnoliopsida; Solanales; Convolvulaceae.
UGGGUGUCCUCAAUAUUUCCAUGAAUUUCAGUUACUAUUUGUUGUAAUGGAUUUUAAAGGAUUUUAAUGGAUUUCAAUCGUAAAACAUUCGACCCCCCUCGUAUUUGAAAAUCAUCAUAACUUAUGUAGUGGCUUGGUAAGCUGCUUCUCUCCUUGUGUGUCAUUUUUUUUAUCACAGCUCCUUACUGUCUUGCAUGGUGCGAGAGUUUGGUGGUAGCCGCUUCGGAAGUCAAGAUAGCCAUGACAAGAUAUGGAUAUGCACUUUUUAUGGGUGUUUUUUCCCUUCGCAUAUGAUAGUGGGUGUCCAAUCACACCUUCACGGCGGAAAGGGCAUAUGGGGUUUGAGUGAUGCGAAUGAGAGGAAACUGGAGAGUGGUUAAUUUUGGGGAUAGUUAUAGCAGUAGCGGCGACGCUCCACAGCGCAUCGUUAAUUUUGGGGAUAGUUCUAGCAGUAGCGGCGGCGCUCCACAACCCAUCGUUAAUUUUGGGGAUAGUUCUAGCAGUAGCAGCGGCCCACUACAGCGCAUCCUUAAUCUUGGGGAUAGUUCUAGCAGUAGUAGCGGCCCUCCACAGCGGAUCGUGAAGGUGCAGAGAAUCGGGGAUUCAAAUUCCAUGGAUUUAUGGGGGUUUCAAAUUCCAUGGAUUUCCUUAUGAAUCUCACACAUUAUAUAUAAUUCUAUAAAAAUCCAUUAAAACCUAUAGAAAGAAUUCGAGGAGAUAUUUGCGGGCUAAUUGCUCCUCCGAGUUGAUCCUUUCGAUAUUUUGUGGUGCUCAUUGAUGCAUCAACACGUUGGCCGCAUAUCGACUAUGAAUUUUGCAUUUGCAAAACUCCUUGCUCAAUCAUUCGUUUGAGAUCACAAUUUCCGGAUUAUUUAAUAAAUAAAAUCCGACUUGAUAAUGCAGAAGAAUUUAAUUCACAAUCUUUUAGUGACUAUUUCAUGUCAAUUGGGAUUGAUGUGGAACAUCAUGUUUCAC